Cylindrotheca closterium is the source of this 996-nucleotide messenger RNA. The record is from the annotation of a GenBank genome assembly. Lineage: Eukaryota; Bacillariophyta; Bacillariophyceae; Bacillariales; Bacillariaceae.
AUGAAGCGAUCAAGGCGUUCGAUUAUGCCUUUCAAUCGCCAUGAUUUGAGUCAAGCUACUUAUUGCAGAGGUGGACUGGGCCUUCAAAUCCAAGCGAGUGAGAGGAGGUUUCUUCAUACUCGUGAUAGUGACCAAGUUCUGGGAAAAGCUCAUCUCGAUCGCUCGUUCGAAAUGAAAUGUGAAGUUGAAGAAUAUCCUCAAGGCUGUUCAGUAUUGCCCCCACCACCACCAGAGCCUGUGUAUUCCGUCCAUAAGAGAGUUUUGCCGACCUCGUUGACCGCUAUGUCAUCACCGAGCGGAAAGAGAUAUCUGUUGGAGUUCUUGAGUGAUUCGGAAACGAAUUCGAAUUGCUUUUGGAGUCUAAUUGAACAGUUUCUCAACCAAAGUGAGCCUGCGUAUUGUGGCGUUACGACAUUGGUGAUGGUUUUGAAUGCUAUGUCCGUUGAUCCAGGAGUCAGAUGGCGAGGAGGUUGGCGAUUUUAUGGGAACGAGGACGUUCUGCUUGAUCGAUGUUGUUUUUCUGCGGAACGAGUGCGUAGGAUUGGAAUAGACAUGGAAGAAUUCAAUUUAAUAGAGUCGUUCCGUGAUGAUUUGCGUGCUACUAUGACUGACAAUGCCAGCAACAGGAUUCUUGUGGUUUCAUUCUCUCGAUCACAUCUCAAACAAACAGGAGAGGGACAUUUCAGCCCUGUGGCGGCCUAUCACGACGCAACUGAUCAGGCCCUAAUACUGGAUGUAGCAAGAUUCAAAUACCCUCCAUACUGGGUUUCGAUAAAAGAUCUAUAUGAUGCAAUGAUUCCUAUCGAUAGAUCCACAAAUAGUUCGAGAGGUUGGUUCCUACUCAACCCUCCGAAAAAAUGCAACGGAAACAAAGAACAUUCCGAAGCACGGCGACCUGCCGAAUUAGUUCCAGAGUUGGGAGAGGAGGAUGCGUGCCCGAUUGGGAGGGUAAAACGAAGAUAUUGUAAAGCAAAUCAGGAUGAAGCAACAAAGUGA